CGCACCUGGAUUGGACCACAUGUUCUGGUGGUCUGAGGUCACGACUACUUAAAUCUAGACCCAACGCUAAAGCAGAACAGCUCUCCCAAACGUCCAGUUGGCACAGGAAAGGGUUGGAAAAUCCAUUGCCACGAUAAUGUCUUAUUUUUCGUGCGUUUACUGCGUUUUGCUGUUGCUAUCUGGGGUUUUGGGCACAUACCCGCCGAGCGGACUGGAUCUCCACCACAUAACUGCGCAAAGUUAUGCACAGACUAGAAAUAUAGCCCGACCACCGCAUAGAACGCUGAAUCCAUCAAUUCACGGAAGUGAUUACAGGUAUAGAGGCUAUCACUACCAUCACCAGCCACCCAGGAUCCCACCGCCGGUAGUGUAUCAUCCCAUCCCUCUAUCUCCCCCAGUGACUUACCACCACAGACACUCGUUCCCCAUGCCACCCCCCUACCACCACUUCAAUGGUGCCGUAGCCCCCCAGUGGCACAACAUCCACAGAGCCCACUCACCCCCUGUAGUCCACCAUCACAGGGCUCACCACCCCUUCCCCGCAGCUGGCUAUUACAGACACCGAGCUGUGUGUCCGUCACCCCCGCCCACAGUGCAGCCAGACCCCACAGUAGCAGCAGCCACCUCUAGCCCCACCCCAGUGGUUUACCUCCCCACCACCACCUCCCGGCAAGAGUUGCCCUCUACAACAGUGGUAAGCCAGGCCACUGUGCCCCCCACACUACCGGUGACCACCCUUCCACCUGUGACCACUUCCGCCCCCAUGUUGGUGACUGAGACCACAGAGGCCCCGGUGGGGACCCCCGCUCCUGUGAUGCUACCGGUCAGUACCCCAAGCGGCAGCAGCACCAGCGUCAGUCCUGUGGAGACAGAAACCGAUUCUCAGUGCAGGAGCCUUCCCCUGGAUCUGGUGUUCAUCAUCGACAGCUCUCGCAGCGUGCGUCCCGGCGAAUUUGAGAAGGUCAAGAUCUUCCUGGCCGACAUGGUGGACACGCUGGACGUUGGACCCGAUGCCACCCGGGUGGCCGUGGUCAACUACGCCAGCACGGUCAAGAUCGAGUUCUUGCUCAAGGACCACCUGAACAAACCCGACAUGAAGCGCGCCAUCACCCGCAUCGAGCCCCUGGCCGCUGGCACCAUGACGGGCCUCGCCAUCAAGACGGCCAUGAACGAGGCCUUCACUGAGCAGUCUGGCGCCCGCCCCCGCUCCCGCAAGAUCUCCAAGGUGGCCAUCAUCGUCACGGACGGGAGGCCCCAGGACCAGGUGGAGGAGGUGUCGGCCGCCGCCCGGGGCUCGGGCAUCGAGAUCUACGCGGUGGGGGUGGACCGCGCCGACAUGCGCUCCCUGCAGCUGAUGGCCAGCAUCCCCCUGGAGGACCACGUCUUCUACGUGGAGACCUACGGUGUCAUCGAGAAGCUGACAUCCAAGUUCCGGGAGACCCUGUGCGGUGUGGACCCCUGCGCCAUGGGACACCACUGCGAUCACAUAUGUGUCAACAGCAACGCCUCCUAUUACUGCAAGUGCCGGAACGGUUAUAUCUUGAACACGGACAAGAAAACAUGUUCCAUGAAACAGGUGAAGGCUGCGGUGGUACAGGACCCCUGUAAAUGUGAAGCCAGGCUGGCGUUCCAGAGGCAGACGCAGAGCGCCAUCCAGCAGCUCGUGCUCUCACUCAGUGACGUCACAGGGAGGGUGAAGCAGCUGGAGAGCGCAUUGGGUCGUGCUUAGGGGGAACGACCCACCAGACUGUGUGCAUCCUGUCGGAGUCACAGACAUGGACCAUUGCAACACUGGCACGCAGUCCCUCUCACGUCCUGUGUCUAUGGAUGGCAUGUUAUACAGAGCUAUUGUUUGGAAACAAAAGGCUUUUCAUUAUUUGCAAUUUAUACAUUUUGUUCAUUUUUGGCUAUUCAUAAUUAUUAUUUUGUAAUGUUGAUGUGGAAAUAUAGAUAAAUAAAACGAUUUGUAUGGCGUUUCACUUAAUCUCUUAAAUACACACAUAUAUUAUGUAUAUAUGCAUACUUAUAAAUACAUAUAUAUAUGUAUAUAUAUAUUAGUUUGAAAAAUAAACUAGUUUUAAUAGUUACAAUUGACAAAGAUAUAUUAUUUCUGCUGUUAGAAUUCUUGUUCCUUUACUACAAAAUUGAUAUACAGCCUUUUCUAUUGUAAAAUAUAUAUGAAUGAUUUUGGUUAACGAAAAUGUGGUUAACUGUUGCUUUAUUUACAACUUUAUAGAUGUUUUUUGCAUUUAUUUAUAUUUUUAUAAUUGCAAGAUAUUAUUCUCUUUCCUGUUCCCUGUUAUCUUGUUUUAAAAUAAGUAAUUUAAUAUGUUGUUAAUCAGCUCUUCUAAAGACAUAACACUGAUUGGUUUUCUGUCUUUCCUUUUUUAUUGAUAUUCUGAAAUGUUAUGACAUUAAACAUGUUUCGUUCUUCAACUUAAA
Messenger RNA from Gadus macrocephalus (Pacific cod), 2442 nucleotides. It is a transcript of the gene matn3a, whose product is annotated as matrilin 3a. Gene Ontology annotation, molecular function: calcium ion binding. The transcript has 7 exons. The coding region runs from base 137 to 1729 and encodes 530 amino acids. Lineage: Eukaryota; Metazoa; Chordata; Actinopteri; Gadiformes; Gadidae. The record is from RefSeq and is a predicted model, not a curated record.